AUGACAUCUUAAAAAAAGAAGACUUAAAAUGAUAGCUCCUAAUAUGUAGAGUAGGAAAGCCAUUUAAACGAUAAAAAUAACAACUACUAUGAAAAGUUGAUUAUGGAUAAAUAAUCAAAAGGCUACCAAAUUUUAAGAGAAUAUGUUUAUUACUAUGGGUAUAAUUUCUGCGAGCUUUGUCGCUUAGUUGAUGCUUAAGAUAGAUAAUUAAUUACUAAAUCAGAAUUCAGAUCCAUUUUAAACACAAAUAAAAUAGACUUUUAUUUAACAGCAGAACAAAUAGAAGAAAUCUUAACUGAUCUAUAGACUAAAUUUGAUGGUACAGAUCAUUAUAUUCCCUAUUAUGAAUGCUAUUAAUUAAUGAAAUCUUAUCCUCCAAAAACAAAGUUUGCUGUUGCUUUAAUGUUAGGAACAAAAAGGAAAAAUCCAGAAGAUCAUUAAUAUGAUUCAUGGGAAAAAGAAAUUGACAAAUAGAGGAGAAAUUUUUGGGAUAGGAGAGAACCUGGAGAAGACUGGGAUUUUAAAUACGAUGAUCUGACUAGGUUAGAAAUUUCAAUAAUGUAAUCAAAAAGAGAUGAGCAUGGUAACAUAGUAUAAGAAGAAGAAAACGAUGAAGAAGAAUACUAAAAUAAUAAAUCUUAAUACAGAUAAGCGACAGAAAACGAGCAGUAUGAAAAGAGUGUCAAGAAUCUUUAUAUGAUGAAUAAUGAAACUAUUUUAAAGAAUUUUGAUAUUAAAAUAGCCUAGUAAAUAGCUAAAAUACUAAAACCUUCCAACAUAGUCCAAUUUACCGAUGAAUAGAUAGAAAAAGUUUUCAGACAUAAUUUUGGAUAAGACUCAAAAAGGAUUGGACAAAUAUACAAAAUUAAACAUUAUUUUGAAGAUGACUUUUCUAAAGUUAUCUAAGAACACUUUAAGGAAUUAAAAUUAACUGAAGAUGAGAUAUCUCUCCUUCACUAUAGAAUUUGGGAAGACAAUAACUUUGCAUAAUUUACAUUUGAAACUUUAUCAAGAUGGGUUAUCAAAAAUAGAAAUUAAAAGCUAAGAGAGCUUAGAACUUUAGGUUUAAGUGAAUAAGAUUAAAGAAGAAUUCUUAAUAAAUAGGAGGCUCAAUCACCAAAAUUAUUUAAAUAGCUUGUGAAGUAUGCAUACAGCUUUGGAUUAAAUUUCUUAAUGACUUCCUUAAGCCCAAUAAUAGAAAGAGAUAAUUAUAUUUUAUUAAAUAAUAUUACUUUGUACUUUAAAAGCUUAGGCAUUUAAUUUGUUCCUCAAGAUAUCAAUGAUUUAAAAUUCUACCUAGCAAAUCAUGGUUGCAUUCAUUUGCAGGAUAAAAGCGAAUAAGGAUUUUUGAAUACAAGCUUAUUGCUAGAUACUAAAAAAUUGGUUGAUCUUAUUACUAGAGAAGCCCAAAAAAUUGCUAUGAAUAGUAUAGAUUUUAAAGCUGUAGGUAACAAAUCAAAAGAAUAAGCAAGAAGGUCUAUAUAAUCGAAAAUUGUAUAAGGUAUUGUAAAUAAACUAAGCCUUAAACUUAAAAUAUAUACAGAUGAGAAUGAUUUAAUAGAAGAAAUUAAACUAAGAAAAGUAGUUGCUGAUUAUUUUUCGGAAAUUGACUAGUCUGAUUUAGAUAUUGUUUUUAGCAAAUUACAAAAUAUUACUCAACCUUCUAAAUAUUAGAGCUAGAGAAAGAUAUAUUUACCUGAGCUUAUUGAUUAUUUACUUGGAGGACCUCUUUUUGAUGAUGUGCUAUUCUAAAAAAUUAAUGAUUUUGAAAAAAAUUAAAAGAUUAGGGAUUUAGGAAUAUCCAAUCAAUAAAAUAUUUAAUCAAAUAAUAAAGAAGGUGAAAAAUCAAAAUUAUUUAAGCAUUUAGUUCUUGAUAAUGAGAAUUUCUAGGAUACUCAAAUGAAUACUUAGGAAACAAACAAAAGUAUGCAUACAGGACAAGUUUCAUUUAAAAUAAAUUAAGAUUAAUAAAAUUAAAAUACACAAGAUAGCCAAUAGCACCUUGCAUAAUCAGAACCCAUCGAAGUUCCUAAAAAAUUUUUAGUUGUCACUAAAGAAUCAAUUUAAAAGUAGAUAAUAGAGUAAAAAAAAUAAUAGAAAGUUAAAAAAGUUUCGGAACAAAGUAAGUAAGGUAAUAAUGCCGUAGAUAAUCAAGUCAUCAGUUAAAACGACAAAAAUUAGCCUGAUUUAUAAAAUCAAAUUGAAUAUGAAGAUAUCCCUUGGAUACCUGAUUAUAGAAAAAUAGCUUUAGAUUAGCUUGGAGUAAAAGAAAAGCCUAAACCUGGCAUAGAUUACAUUAAAGGAGGUUUUAUUUAUGAAGAGAAUGAUGAUGCAUUUGUAGCUAAGCCAUUAGACGAUCGUUAAGUUGUAAAUAAAUUAUAUGAAAGCUUAAAAAGGAAAAUACUAGUUGGUUAAAGAGCUACCCUAAAAGAUUUUGAUGCAGUAGAUUAUGUACUUAUUUAGUUUAGAAAUAAGCUGUAAGCUAUGGAUGAGCAUUCAAAAGGUGCAAUAACUCUCUAAUAAUUCUAUAGCUUUAUUAAAUUAAACUUUCCAGAAUUUAGUCCUUAAGAGUGCUAUUAAUUAAGGUCAAUGGCAGAAGCUUAUUCAACAUAAAACCAAUAUUAAAAUGACUCUGAAAGACUCGUAAGCUACACUUAUUUCUGUAUGAACUUGCAUAAAUUUAUUUGCUAAAAUAUUCUAUUUAAUGAUAGUUAUUAACAACCAAAUAAAUGGUGA
This is a messenger RNA of Tetrahymena thermophila SB210, 2736 nucleotides long. RefSeq lists its product as hypothetical. NCBI's taxonomy places the organism in Eukaryota, Ciliophora, Oligohymenophorea, Hymenostomatida, Tetrahymenidae. The transcript is spliced from 4 exons. The record is from RefSeq and is a predicted model, not a curated record.